GCUGCUGGCCGUAUGGGGGUUUAUUUUGCUUUGGGCCGCUCCAGUCGCCGCCAUUAGAAGAGCCCGGGGAGCGGGGCGAGAGAGUUCACCCCCCCGUUCCCCCCCCGCCGCGCCGAGUGGGAGCGCCCGCCGCCGCGGCAGGCGGCGCGUUGGGAGAGACCAUGUCUUGAGCGGGGAGAGGACGCCGCAGCCAGCGGGCCGGGGGGUGGGGGGGCGGCGCGGGGCGCAAGCGGCUUCCAGCGCUGAGGCACGGUUCCCGGCGGCGGCGGCGAGGAAUAGUUACCUGCUUAGUGUCAUCCUUCGUAUUUGCAAUCUGAGGAAAAGGUCUGAGCCAGCAUGAAGACAGAAUCGCCCCUUCACUAGAGAAAAAAGCUCCUAUGCAACCAUUGUGUACUAAUGAUGUAUUCUGAUUACUUAGCUUUCUGCCUGACGCAGUUCAUUUCACGAAGUGCACGAUGACAGAGCGUGGAAUUAAAUGGGCUUGUGAGUAUUGUACCUACGAAAAUUGGCCAUCUGCAAUCAAAUGCACCAUGUGUCGUGCUCAGAGACCUAGCGGAACAAUUAUCACAGAAGAUCCGUUUAAAAGCGGUUCGAGUGAUAUUGGUAGAGACUGGGAUCCCGCAAGCACUGAAGGAGGGAGUAGCCCCUUGAUAUGUCCGGAUUCUAGCGCAAGACCAAGGGUUAAAUCAUCUUACAGUAUGGAAAGUGCAAAUAAAUGGUCGUGCCACAUGUGCACAUACUUGAACUGGCCAAGAGCGAUAAGGUGCACACAGUGCUUGUCUCAGCGGAGGACCAGGAGUCCCACAGAGUCUCCUCAGUCUUCAGGUUCUGGUUCAAGACCGGUCCCUUUUUCCGUUGAUCCGUGUGAGGAGUAUAAUGACAGAAAUAAACUAAACACGAGGCCUCAGCACUGGACUUGUUCGGUUUGUACAUACGAAAACUGGGCGAAGGCGAGGAAAUGUGUCGUGUGUGAUCACCCCAGACCUAACAACAUAGAAGCAAUAGAACUGGCGGACACGGAAGAGGCUUCGUCAAUCAUAAACGAGCAAGACAGAGCUCGAUGGAGGGGAAGCUGUAGUAGUGGUAAUAGCCAAAGAAGAUCUCCACCUACAACCAAACGCGAAUCUGAUGUGAAAAUGGACUUCCAAAGAAUCGAGCUGGCUGGAGCUGUUGGCAGCAAGGAAGAGCUUGAAGUUGACUUCAAAAAACUAAAGCAAAUAAAAAAUAGAAUGAAAAAGACUGACUGGCUGUUCCUAAAUGCUUGCGUUGGAGUUGUAGAAGGCGAUUUAGCUGCUGUGGAAGCUUACAAGUCAUCAGGAGGAGACAUUGCCCGCCAGCUCACGGCCGACGAGGUUCGCCUGCUCAACCGCCCGUCUGCUUUCGACGUCGGGUACACGCUUGUCCACCUGGCGAUCCGCUUCCAGAGACAAGACAUGCUGGCGAUCCUGCUCACGGAGGUAUCACAACACGCAGCGAAGUGCAUUCCUGCCAUGGUGUGUCCAGAGGUCACAGAACAAAUCCGCCGUGAAAUUGCUGCAUCUCUUCACCAACGCAAGGGAGACUUUGCUUGCUAUUUUCUGACUGACCUUGUAACGUUUACGUUACCUGCAGAUAUUGAAGACUUACCGCCCACAGUCCAAGAAAAGUUAUUUGAUGAAGUACUUGAUAGAGAUGUUCAGAAAGAGCUGGAAGAGGAAUCUCCCAUUAUUAACUGGUCUCUGGAGCUGGGUACGCGCUUGGACAGCAGGUUGUACGCGCUUUGGAACCGGACGGCGGGGGACUGCCUGCUCGAUUCCGUCCUGCAAGCCACGUGGGGCAUCUACGACAAGGACUCCGUGCUGCGGAAAGCUCUUCACGACAGUUUACACGACUGCUCGCAUUGGUUCUAUACGCGCUGGAAAGAGUGGGAAUCGUGGUAUUCCCAAAGCUUUGGUUUACAUUUCUCACUGCGAGAGGAACAGUGGCAGGAGGACUGGGCAUUCAUACUCUCUCUUGCAAGCCAGCCUGGAGCAAGUUUGGAGCAGACACACAUUUUUGUACUUGCACAUAUUCUUAGAAGACCAAUUAUAGUUUAUGGAGUAAAAUAUUAUAAGAGUUUCCGAGGAGAAACAUUAGGAUAUACCCGCUUUCAAGGUGUGUAUUUGCCUUUGUUAUGGGAACAGAGUUUUUGUUGGAAAAGUCCGAUCGCUCUGGGCUACACGAGGGGCCAUUUCUCCGCUCUGGUUGCCAUGGAGAACGAUGGUUACGGCAACCGCGGCGCUGGUGCUAACCUGAACACUGAUGACGACGUUACUGUUACUUUUCUACCGCUGGUGGACAGCGAGAGGAAGUUAUUGCACAUUCACUUCCUCUCUGCUCAGGAGAUCGGUAACGAGGAGCAGCAGGAGAAGCUGCUGCGGGAGUGGCUGGACUGCUGCGUGACCGAGGGGGGGGUCCUGGUGGCCAUGCAGAAGAGCUCACGCCGCCGCAACCACCCCCUGGUCACCCAGAUGGUGGAGAAGUGGCUGGAUCGCUACCGGCAGAUCCGGCCCUGCACGUCCCUUUCCGACGGCGAGGAAGACGAGGAUGACGACGACGAGUGACGGCGAAUGCACGGAGAGUGAAGCAGCGCGGAGCGUCCGAGCCGGAGUUCGCCUUGUGCUCCAGCAGUUGGUUGUGGAGCGACCCAAUUCUAGGAGAGAACGUGCUGUAAAGGAUUUAUUCUGACUGGCGUGGAGAGAGUUCUAGAAGCUGCGUGAAGAGAGCGAAACGGGCUGGACUACAGUUUGUAUAAAAACAAAAACAAAAAACAGCUGAUUUUAUUAUCAAGACAGAAAAAAACCACAACAAACCACCAACAAACGUUUUUUCUUUCUGAUUGUAAAUCUGUCUAUAAAUGUACCGCAUGUGGUUGUGUAAGAGGUUGUGUAAUAGGAAAAGUAUACCAGCAUCCUACUUAUCGCAAAGAGAUGUUUCCAAUAAGGGCGCUUAGGAAAGCACAUGUUGCAUAUCGCCGCCCUCCGAGGUUCUUUUAUGGUAGAACUUGGUAUUCUCCAUCACCUUUUAGCUACUCUGACACGUUUCUGUGAAAGGCCCUUGUAUGUGAAAUCUCACUAGUGCCCAGGUCAGAUUGUGAGGGUUUUUUUGUUUGCACAAAAUAUCCACAGCAAGUCAGAAGCAAAAAUACAUUCAUUAUUUUACUAGUAUUUUAGUUCCAGCGGUGCCCGUAUAAUAAAAGCUCAACUCUGUGGAACAAACUGGAAGAGAAGCUAAAUUUUCAUUGAGUGAGAUGAUUUGUUUCCUGCACAAGUUGGGGAUGAUUUUUUUGUGUAUUUUUUUCUUAUAGUUAGAUUGUUUUCAGUAUACAUAAGAAUAUUUAUUCAGAGAAGUGACCUGAAAUAUAGGGAUUUUAUUCCCGCGAGCAAACACUACAGGAAAUUGUGUGAAAUCUGAGAGCUCAGCCGCGAUUGAGAAUUUCAUGUCUUGCUGUGAUACAAACUACGUCUCGUUUUACCGUUUAUUCUCAUCAACUUAAACACUGCUGCAAAUGAACCCCCACCUUUUGGAAGGGUUCCUCCUCGCUCAUGGAAUCUAGUGAGAACACACUUGGCGGGUGGAAUUAAAGAGAAGAAUCUAUGCUAAAGUUGUUUGUUAAAGGCACUGUGUUAUAUAUUUCUCAGUAUGUAAACCUGGGAAUUUCUUGCAUGUUGAUUGAUGUGGCCAUACUUAAACUUAUGUAAGUUCCUACGAUUGUAAGUUCAGAGUAUAUUCUCCGGUAGAAAUUUUAUUAUAUUUGAUAACUUUAGCCAUGUAACCUGUAAUGGAUAAAGUUUAUCUAAAAAUCUCACUGAAACACUAAAGGUUAACGCCAGUUUUUACAUAUACAGUGCAAUUCAGGUUGUCUUGAAAAGCACUUUUGAUGGUGUGGUGGUUGAAUAAGGAAUUUUGAAGUAGAUGAAAUGGUUUUAAUUAGAAUUUGGAAAGAAGCCCCAUAGCACAUAUUUUUAUGUAGUUCAGAGCUAUGGAAACCCUGAGGAACUUGCUGCUUUUUGUUCCAAAUGCUGCUUAGAUGGUGUUGAAACGUGCGCAACUCCUACAGAAACGUGGUGACGACACCAAAAGGAUCGAAAGAAUGAUGUACUGUAUUAACUUAGCAACUUUCCCAUCACAGAUUCCACUGGGGUUUAUUAGGAAACAUCUCCACCGUUGGUUAUUUUGGCCAUUAGAUCUCUGACUGGUGCAUGUGCAGACGUUCAGGUGAAAGAACGCAUGAAUAUCCGCAACGUGCGCACGAGUUACCUGACGGAAACAGGCAAACCGCAGAUCCUGAAGAGGUUCUUCAAGCAUAGGGGCCUAUUUCAAAUUUGCUUUCUAAAUUUUGGUUGUGUUUUUCCCCUUACCCUGUCCAGCUGAGACUCACAGCUUUUCUGUUGGGAACCGAGAACACGAGAGUUUCCGUGAUCUGAGCUGGUCUGUGCGAUGUGUUUUCCCUUGUGGUGUAACCCAGAAGUUCUGCUAGGUCAGGACUAAGUGUGCCAGCGUACGUACAAUAGCCAGACCACUGUAAGCUCAGAUCCCGGCUUACCUAGGCCUCACUUCCCUGCGCAGACCAUUCAAAUGGGCGAAAGGAUGAGCUUUCCUUUAGCAGGCGCCUCCGAGGGGCGCGCGAAACGCCACGCGGAGUUUCACGUCCCGCUCCCCCCUUUGCUUUCCGCAGUCCCGUUCCGUUCGAGGGAGUUUAAGCUUCCUCCUAACAUGGGGAGAUGAAACCAAUGUGAAAUCUGCCUUGAGCCGCGCAUGCCUUCCCGCCUCCCUCGCUGUCCUGGGCAGCUGCCGUGCGGCCCCAGCGUCCCCGUGGCAAGUUCAAGUUCAGCGCUGCAGCCAGUCCGGGCUGUUUCUCAGCCGCAUGCGCCGCGCUCGCCGCAAUUUCUCUCCUCCUGGCCUGAGAGGAACAGUCCUGGUACUUCCGAGCUUUCCUUGAUCGUUAUUGUUCUGUUCCCAUGUGCUGUACAAUGGUAUGUUCAGGUUUAACACGCUUCACGGGUCAUUUCGGGACUGGUGAAGUAUCUUAUUUUUCAAAAAUCAAAGUGAUCCGAACCUCAUGUACCUGUAGAUUAAAGAGAUGCAACCCC
This is a messenger RNA of Columba livia (rock pigeon), 5111 nucleotides long. RefSeq names its product zinc finger RANBP2-type containing 1 (gene ZRANB1). Lineage: Eukaryota; Metazoa; Chordata; Aves; Columbiformes; Columbidae. Gene Ontology annotation, biological process: protein deubiquitination involved in ubiquitin-dependent protein catabolic process; protein K29-linked deubiquitination; cytoskeleton organization. Gene Ontology annotation, cellular component: nucleus; cytoplasm. The transcript is spliced from 11 exons. The record is from RefSeq and is a predicted model, not a curated record. Gene Ontology annotation, molecular function: cysteine-type deubiquitinase activity; K63-linked polyubiquitin modification-dependent protein binding. Bases 456 to 2582 code for a protein of 708 amino acids.